CUCCCUCUCAGACUCAUCGGCUUUUGAAAGAAGCCCCCAGAACACUCGCAAUGGCCCCCUUGAACGAAUUCCUUUGCAUCAUCCCCGACAAGCCGGGAACCCUGCAGAAGCGACUGGAGGUUCGCCCACAACAUCUCGAGGGUAUUAAACCGCUCGUCGAGGCUGGUCAGGCCGUUUUGGGUGGUGCCAUGCUCGACUCGCACCCCACGGAAGGCCAAACACCCUCGUUCAAAGGCACUGCCAUCAUGUACUUGGCCGAGAGCAAGGAGGCGGCGAUCGAGUUGAUGAAGAAGGAUAUCUACACGGUCUCGGGCGUGUGGGAUGUCGACAACGCGCAGGUCAUUCCGUUCAAAUCCGCCGUGAGGGUUGGGCUGUGAGGAUCUUGAUCUUGAUUGUGAGAAAGUUUCCAAGUAGUAUACAUGCAGGUUUCUAUAGUAUACCAUUCCAUGCAAUGCCACUUC
This is a messenger RNA of Aspergillus steynii IBT 23096, 461 nucleotides long. RefSeq lists its product as uncharacterized. The record is from RefSeq and is a predicted model, not a curated record. NCBI's taxonomy places the organism in Eukaryota, Fungi, Ascomycota, Eurotiomycetes, Eurotiales, Aspergillaceae. The coding region runs from base 51 to 377 and encodes 108 amino acids. The transcript is spliced from 4 exons.